AUGUCCCAAAGAAGUAAAAGGGAAGAUGAUGGGAAUGUUAGAUAUGUAACACUUGGGUGCGCUCAUGGCUGUAAGGCAAGAAAACGUAAUACCAACAUUUCUAAACCACGCCUGACAACGAAGAUUGAUUGUAAGGCGAGAAUUAAUGCAGUUUUGGUUGAUGGUGUCUUACGUAUAACUAUUGUCUGCAAUGCACAUAACCAUGGGUUAAGUCAACAAAAGGCAAGAUUUUUUAGAUGUAAUCGCGCAAUUGAUGAUUCUGUGAAGAGGCAGUUAGAUAUUAACGACAAGCCAGGCAUAGGUAUGGCCAAAAGUUUUAACGCAUUGGUUGUCGAGGCUGGUAGUUUUAAGAAACUUCCAUUUAUUGAAAAAGAUGCAAGGAAUUAUAUAGACAAGGCUCGACACCUUAGACUUAGCAAAGGAGGUGCUGAUGUACUUUGUGGUUAUUUUGAGAUGGUGCAGUAUAAGAAUGAUGGGUUUUACUCAUUGAUGGAUUUGGAUGAUGAGGGUCGAUUAAAGAAUGUCUUUUGGGCUGAUGCACACAGCAAAGCAGCAUAUGAUUAUUUUGGGGAUGUUGUGACAUUUGAUACAACAUACCUAACAAAUAGAUAUGGCAUGUCAUUUGCUCCAUUUGUUGAUGUUAACCACCAUGGACAGUCAAUACUUUUGGGAGCAAGUUUGAUAUCAAGUGAAAAUACUGAAACAUUUGUUUGGUUAUUUGACACUUGGUUGAAAUGUAUGGAUGAGAGGGCGCCAAAAGCUAUCAUCAUUGAUCAAGACAGGGCCAUGAAAAAUGCUAUUGCAAUAGUAUUUCCAAAUACCCGACAUAGAUACUGUUUGUGGCACAUAAUGAGAAAACUACCAGAGAAGUUGGGCUCACAUGCUGAAUUUAAGUGUGGGUUAAAAAGUGCAUUGCAGAGAUGUGUUUAUGAUUCUCAAACUUCUGACGAGUUUGAGAAGUCUUGGGAGGUGUUUAUUGACACUUACAAUUUGAAGGAAAAUGCAUGA
Messenger RNA from Juglans microcarpa x Juglans regia, 1008 nucleotides. Its product is annotated as protein FAR1-RELATED SEQUENCE 5-like. The record is from RefSeq and is a predicted model, not a curated record. Lineage: Eukaryota; Viridiplantae; Streptophyta; Magnoliopsida; Fagales; Juglandaceae. The transcript has a single exon. Bases 1 to 1008 code for a protein of 335 amino acids.